UCUUUGUAACAGAAAUUCUUGAUGCUCACCGUUGGGAGGACCAAAAUUUUAGCAGCAUUUUUUUAAUUAUAUUGAUUAUAUGGUUUGUAGUUUACUGUUGUGAACCUUCGUCGAUCAAACUUGAACUGCUUUGUUGCAAAAGCUUGCCUUACUGAAGCCUCUCUCUGUCGCUGACAACUAUUUCUAGUAGAAAAAAUAUCUCUUGGAAGAAUGCAAUCUCAUGUGGUGGAUAUAAAGACCAGUGAUGUAUCAGUGAACAUAGAUAUUAAGCCUCUUCAGUUGGAUAAUUUAAAUUACUUCAAUGGUGUUUUAUGCAAGACUCAGGAAGGCUGGAAAAUUGAAGCUGGAUCCUUUACAUGUUUAUUGGAUCAUGGCCCUCUGAAACAUUCUUACACAUUGUACGAGAUUCAUGGCCACAUGGUGAAGGAUUCAUGCCUGGAAUCAUGCCGUAGGCAUUCUGUGGAUGGGAAAGAGUAUGCCGGAGAGCUGCAUCUUCUUCAUAAUUCUUUUUCUCGGAAGUUAGGACCAGAUGAAUUGAACAAAAUCUUGCCUGUCCACAAGACCGUCAUUUGUAUUCUUCUAGAGGAAGGCAAAAUAAACAACGAAUUAUCAAAAUUUACCAACAAAAUGCCAGAACUUAGCUGUACAGAUAAGAAUAUAUACUUAAAUGAUGUUGAUGUAAUCUCUUUGCUCCCAGAAAAACUUGAUUUCUGGAUGUAUGAAGACGAAAUAGUGGGAGCAAAUGAAGAAAAUACAACAUGGAUAAUUUUUAAAAAACCGAUUGAGAUAUCAAAUGAGCAGGUCAAUGCGGUGCUGCCCUCCCCUGGACGAGCAAGUGGACCCGGAAGACCUAUUCAGCCACAUAGCAAAAAGACAAUUACCGAAGGCUAUGCCGUCCUCAAACCUUCAGACUCAUAGUAACUGUUCUGUGGAAAUAUGUUCAAUAUUUGUCGAGCCUAUUAUAUAUUUUAAAAUAAUUUUUAGUAUUUUAAUAAAUAUUUCAGCUUUAUGCAAUUUA
Molecule: messenger RNA, 1018 nt
Organism: Parasteatoda tepidariorum (common house spider)
Lineage: Eukaryota; Metazoa; Arthropoda; Arachnida; Araneae; Theridiidae
Product: carbonic anhydrase 1
Cellular component (GO): cytoplasm
Molecular function (GO): zinc ion binding; carbonate dehydratase activity
Source: RefSeq, a predicted model, not a curated record